AUGAAGCUGAAAACCUUCUGUAUUAUUUCUGUGUUGAUCUUUCAAAGUACAGUUGCUGUGUCUGCAGUGCCAGAUGAUGAAUGCCCUGAUGCCUUCCCGGCCCGGGAGAACUGCGAAUUUGAUGAAGUGUGCGAGGAUGCCUUUUGUAAAUAUAAUGAAUAUGUCACCUGUCACCUGAACAGGUGUGGGACCUGUGAGGCUGUUUUCCAUGGCCACGAUAAUCACACUGUCAACUGCAACCAGUUGACUCCAAAAUGCAGACUGAUGCACCUGGAGAUGCUUCACAAGAGUAAGCACGGGGGCAGUCCCCACGGAGGUCGCCUGGAUAUGGACAGUGUGUACGACCCAGAGUGUGAGAGGAAUGGCACCUUCAGAGCCAAGCAGUGUGACGACGACUCCAACCUGUGCUGGUGUGUGGACAGCGCUGGGGUCAGGGUCACUGACAAGACUGGAGACGACCCGAAAUGCGAUCGACUAGUACGUGUUCACCUCAUCGAGAUUUUUUUUACCUUCAAAGUUGAGUUUACGUUUUACAUGGGAACAGAAGAGGAGGUACGAAGGAAACUGGCCAUUAAACUGGUCAAAGAAUACACGUUAAAGGCAACCCAAAUUCUAGAAAUAAGUAUUCAAGAGCUGUCCCAUGAGGUGUCAAUCAGACUGAGUGAGAAUGGCACCAAGGAUCCUGUAGAUGUAGCUACAGUGGCCUACUACAUUGAGAGAGAUCUGAAGAAGAGCAAAUUCUCCCUUGAAGUUGAUGGCAGGAGCUUGGAAGUUGAGCGUGAUUCAAUCAAAGUCCUGUUCUUUGACAAUGAGCCCCCACGCAUCAACAUGAAGACCAUCUCCCCAGGGUUUGCUGCCAUCAUCAUAGUCAUCGCCUUGGCUAUUCUGACAGGAAUUGCAGUCUUUGUUGUGGUGAGGAGGAGAGCAGAACAAGAGAAACAGAGGAUGCAGUUUGAAGUCAUUGAGGGCCAGGGGCUUGACGAUUAUCACCUUGCUCAAAGGGAGACAAUGGGCUACUACUACUGA
Messenger RNA from Polyodon spathula (Mississippi paddlefish), 1026 nucleotides. Its product is annotated as epithelial cell adhesion molecule-like. Bases 1 to 1026 code for a protein of 341 amino acids. Gene Ontology annotation, cellular component: membrane. Lineage: Eukaryota; Metazoa; Chordata; Actinopteri; Acipenseriformes; Polyodontidae. The record is from RefSeq and is a predicted model, not a curated record. The transcript is spliced from 9 exons.